Molecule: messenger RNA, 1752 nt
Organism: Gavialis gangeticus (Gharial)
Lineage: Eukaryota; Metazoa; Chordata; Crocodylia; Gavialidae
Gene: CHRNA1
Product: cholinergic receptor nicotinic alpha 1 subunit
Exons: 9
Coding region: 48-1418 (456 amino acids)
Biological process (GO): nervous system process; monoatomic ion transmembrane transport; regulation of membrane potential
Cellular component (GO): neuron projection; postsynaptic membrane; synapse
Molecular function (GO): transmembrane signaling receptor activity; acetylcholine-gated monoatomic cation-selective channel activity
Source: RefSeq, a predicted model, not a curated record
GAGAUUCCUCUUAGUGUGUGCGCGGAGGGAAGCCAGGAAAGGACUACAUGAUGAAGUUCUACUGCGGACUCCUGUUGUUUUGCUCAGCUGGUCUGGUACUGAGCUCUGAACAUGAAACUCGUCUAGUUAAAGAUUUAUUCCAGAACUAUAAUAAAGUGGUGCGCCCAGUUGAAGAUCAUCAUGAUACAGUUGUAGUCACAGUUGGACUGCAGCUUAUUCAGCUUAUUAAUGUGGAUGAAGUAAAUCAAAUUGUAACAACCAAUGUACGCCUGAAACAGCAAUGGAUAGAUGUCAACCUAAGGUGGAAUCCAGAAGACUAUGGUGGUGUGAAAAAAAUUCGUAUCCCAUCCAGCGAUAUCUGGCGCCCAGAUCUUGUUCUUUAUAACAAUGCUGAUGGUGAUUUUGCUAUUGUUAAAGACACCAGAGUUCUUUUAGAACACACAGGCCAGAUCAUAUGGACACCACCAGCUAUUUUUAAAAGUUACUGUGAAAUUAUAGUUACACACUUUCCAUUUGAUGAGCAGAACUGCACUAUGAAGUUGGGCACUUGGACAUACGAUGGUACAGUAGUUAUUAUCAAUCCGGAGAGUGAUCACCCAGAUCUGAGUAAUUUCAUGGAGAGCGGUGAGUGGGUGAUGAAAUACUACAGAGGCUGGAAGCACUGGGUUUACUAUGACUGUUGUCCUAACACGCCCUAUCUAGAUAUUACCUAUCACUUCAUCAUGCAGCGUUUACCUCUCUACUUCAUUGUGAACGUCAUCAUUCCCUGUCUGCUCUUCUCAUUUUUAACUGGGUUAGUGUUUUAUCUACCCACAGAUUCAGGUGAGAAGAUGACCCUAAGCAUUUCUGUUUUGCUGUCUUUGACUGUAUUUCUUCUGGUCAUUGUGGAGCUGAUUCCUUCUACCUCCAGUGCAGUGCCCUUGAUAGGCAAAUACAUGUUGUUUACCAUGAUAUUUGUAAUAGCUUCAAUCAUUAUUACAGUCAUUGUAAUCAACACCCACCAUCGUUCCCCAAGUACUCACACUAUGCCACAAUGGGUCAGAAAGAUCUUUAUUGAUACAGUGCCAAAUGUUAUGUUUUUUUCAACAAUGAAACGGCCGUCCAGGGAUAAACAAGAAAAAAGGAUUUUUACAGAAGACAUUGAUAUUUCCGAAAUCUCUGGAAAACCAGGUCCUACUACUGUCAGCUUCCACUCCCCACUCACCAAAAACCCAGAUGUGAAGAGUGCUAUUGAGGGAAUCAAAUACAUUGCGGAAACAAUGAAAUCAGACCAAGAAUCCAAAAAUGCUAUGGAAGAAUGGAAGUUUGUUGCAAUGGUAAUUGAUCAUCUUCUCCUUGGUAUCUUCAUGUUAGUUUGCAUUAUUGGAACAUUAGCUGUAUUUGCUGGUCGUCUUAUUGAAUUAAAUCAGCAAGAUUGAACAUGAUGUAUACCUCUGGUCUGGGGAGCACAGUUUUAUUGACAGCAUUGUCUUUUACUGAAUACAUUCUAUUGUGCCACCCAUUGUAUUCAGCCCAGCAGUCUGAAGUUUCCACAGACAAGAAUUCAUUCUCACUGGGAAUAAAUGGUGAAGAUAAAAACAAACCUUCCACAUUUAGCAUGUCUGGGCCACUUCUUGAAGGCUUCUCUUUCAAAAAUGCACAUUUUUGAGCUGGUAGUUUGACAGCCCUGGGGAACAGUCUGCAACCUGUUUGGAUACAUUUUAAUGCUAAUUUUAAAAAACCUAAAAUAUAUAAAUAGAAUGUUUACUUUAA